Molecule: messenger RNA, 4695 nt
Organism: Clarias gariepinus (North African catfish)
Lineage: Eukaryota; Metazoa; Chordata; Actinopteri; Siluriformes; Clariidae
Product: solute carrier family 35 member E2A-like
Exons: 9
Coding region: 488-1666 (392 amino acids)
Cellular component (GO): Golgi apparatus
Molecular function (GO): antiporter activity
Source: RefSeq, a predicted model, not a curated record
CGAACGGGCCAACCACGGCUAAGAGGUCGGUUAAAUCUCAAAUUAAUUCGUGCAGGACGCAGAGUGGACUAGGAGCGAUUGUUUUGGAGUGUUUGGAGUGCACUUGAGUAGGCGGUAGGAAGGCGGUUUGGCAUUUGACACGCGUGCAUGGAACGUCGACACGUUGUGGUGGAGCAAAGGGAAGUCUUGCGGCACAGAGGAACAUCACCCGUGUAAAGUAACAACAAAGCAGUGAGCCUCGAUAUCUGAUUUCCAGCUGCACUGUUAAUGUAGCCGUGCUGGCGAUGGUGAAGUGGUGCAACUCGUUGUUGGAGAGCUGCCCACGAUGUGGCAGAGAACAACUGACGUCCACCACUAAACUCUUCACCAUGCUUUUCUUCGUUCUCUGAGCGACCUUAUUCCCUUAGCGAUGGAGUAGAUCUGUUCGAACACUUUCUCCCCCUGCGUCCUAAAGAGUUGGGUGCUCCCUGUAAGCACCACACUCGCUAUGAGUGCAAUGCCGGGCAAUGGCCGAGCGGGGAGAUCCAUGUUCUCGAAGUUCCUUCUGCCGUUCAGACGACCGCGUCCGGAGCGGGUGAUCUUGGCACGCAGCGAGAGCGUCCCCAGCGAGCAUGUCAUCAAAGUCACCAUCACCGAGACGACAAUUAUUGAGGCUGACUCAGGCGUUUGGAAUUCCAGGUCGCUGGCGUACCUCGGCCUGUGGUACUUCUUCAGCUUCUGUACGCUCUUUCUCAACAAGUACAUCCUGUCUCUGCUGGAAGGAGAGCCGAGCGUCCUGGGUGCUGUUCAGAUGCUCUCCACCACAGUGAUUGGCUGCAUCAAGAUGUUUGUGCCUUGUUGCCUGUACCAGCACAAAUCCCGUGCUGAAUACCCCCCCAACUUUCUCAUGAUCAUGCUCUUCGUGGGAUUAAUGAGGUUCACCACUGUGGUGUUGGGGCUGGUUAGUCUGAAAAGCGUAGCCGUGUCAUUCGCUGAGACGGUGAAAAGCUCAGCGCCCAUCUUUACCGUCAUAAUGUCCAGACUGAUCCUGGGCGAAUACACAGGUCUUUGGGUGAACUUGUCUCUGUUCCCAGUAAUGGCCGGUCUGGCGCUCUGUACGGCCACUGAAAUCAGUUUCAAUACGUUGGGCGUCUCUGCUGCUCUUUCCACCAACAUCAUGGACUGCUUACAGAAUGUGUUUUCUAAGAAGCUGCUUAGUGGAGAAAAAUAUAAAUUCAGCCCUCCAGAACUGCAGUUCUUCACUAGUGCAGCUGGAAUGAUCAUGCUCAUUCCUGCCUGGGCCUUUCUCAUGGAUAUCCAUCUGUUUGGAAAAAGUGGCCAAGGCUUAAACCUGACCCAGGACAUUGUGGUGCUGUUGCUGUGUGACGGAGUCCUGUUUCAUCUGCAGAGCGUCACGGCAUACGCCCUGAUGGGUCGCAUAUCACCUGUCACUUUCAGUGUGGCAAGUACAGUGAAGCACGCUAUGUCAGUCUGGCUGAGCAUCAUCGUGUUCAGUAACCCCAUCACCCUGUUGUCUGCUGCUGGCACUGUGUUGGUGUUUUUGGGAGUCAUGCUGUACAACAAAGCCAAACAACUGCAGAGAGACACCCUGCAGGCUCUGGCCCAGUCUGCAGAUUCGGACCACAGACCCUUACUUCAAGAGUCCAACAUGAAAGCAGCUGACUGAAUCAGAUGAGACUUAAAUUCUACAGGCAUAAAAGUUUCUCUGUUUAUUUCAGCUUUCCAAAAGGUGAAGAAAAGUGUUAUCCCAGCUCUUUUUGCAACAUGUCCUUGCUGAGUUCCCUUUAUGACGUGUUAGAUACUUUACAUAAGUGGCCGCUUGCAUCAAAAUGUCGAGGCCUAAUAAGGAGCAGAUUAUAAUUGUUCAGAAUAGACAAUUUUUGAAAAAGUUUACUUUAAUCACAUGGGGUAACAAAAUGUUGGACAUGUGGUAAGGGAACAUUAGCAAGGUUGUGUUGUAAAAUUAGUAUUGUAACAGAGGUUUUGCGGCCGGCAGAAAGACAAGCUGCUGUUUCAGCACCACCAUCCAACUGUGACGUCGGGGGGAAAAAAAGGUGCUGGAGGUUUAAUCCAAGAGACUGACUGAUCCAGAAAUGCAUGUUCAUUGAGCGUGUCUUAAAAUCCUCUGCUUACUUGUAGAAUAACUAUUGACCAAUGUCAAAUUCAUGUCAGUCAUGCUCUUAUUAAAUGUCUCAAUGUCUGUAUAGCUUGAAAUGGAGGAUGGCCAUAAACAGUGUAUUUGAGUUCUGACUUUUUUUUUUUUUUAUAAUUAUGACUUUAACCUCAGAUAAAACUUCUAAGAAAAGUGAGAAUUCUAAAAUAAGUUUUUGAGGGGGAAAAAUUUAGAACUCAAAUACAUUUUUAUGGUGGCAGUAAUCUACUUCCAUAGCUUGGGCAUUUAACUAUUCUGUACAACCACUAGAAUUCUAACAUUUUUCAGAUUUUAUCAUCAAUGAUUUUGAAAAAUGAUCAGGUAGUUUAACCACUCACAAAUAAGGCUGCUAAUAAGACGUCUCCCAAUAAGCCAGAACCCUUCAUAAAUGUUUUAGGUUGCAGUCAGAGUGUACAUUUUUAUUAUGUGUUUUUAAAGAUGCAGCAAAGACGACUAUUACGGUUAUAACCAAAGCCUCUACAUUUAAUAUUUGGUAAAAAAAAGACAUUAAAACCACUCCAGUCCAUGACUGACCAAACACAGAAAAAAAAACUGUGGUUUAUUACAGUGGAGUCAAACUGAAGACUACUUACUACAAGAACAUGAUGAUUCAAGAUACUACAAGAUGAUUCAUGUGGAGAUGAUUUCCUCUUAUAGUGCAGCAAUGUUGUUCUGGGCCAAUUCUGAUAGAUUACUGACUUUUGAUGACCAAAUAAAAAACAAACCCGGGGGUAAUAGGUGUGGUAUGGUAAUCUUAUAUGGUUCGUAUCAAAGCCAUCAUAAAUCUGAAUAAAAAAAAAAAAUUAAAAAAUUUAAAUCUCAUCGAAGGCAAAAUUGCCUAUAGAUCCACCCCUAAAUAUCCCUUUAUCAUUUCUUCUAUAAAUAACUUAUUCAGUAGUCAAAAUUGUCAUAUUUUCUAAAGGUUUUCUUCAGAUAUUCUUGCUUCGUUCUAGAAAUACAAGUUUGACUAUUAGCGAAAUCUUCUCCAACUGUUUAACAAACCGUUUAAAGUUUAGAAUUUCAGGGGGGAAUUGUCUUAAAUGCAAGUGUUCGAGUCCGAAAUUUGACUUUUAUUGUGCAUAAUAACACAACGCAGGUAUGAGAGUUAAAACUAGCUUUAUUUCUCUAUAUAAUCCACUGCUACACUAAUGCAAUAAUCCCAGUGUUUGACUAGCACUUCGAUAACAUCAAGGCAGAAAUCUUUCUCAAUAUGCUAAAGCCAUGAUCGGACUUGCCUGCAUGUUUGGCCACUCAGGGAGUUCCUGGGAGGCUAGCAUUUCAGACUUGAAGCAGACAGUGGCAGCAAGCAUGGUCUUGGUGUACUGUGAAAACAUUUUACCUUGAUGGUAAUCCAAGCACUAGUGACACAGGGAUAAGUGCAUUAGUGUAGCAGUGGAUUAUAUAAAGAAAUAAUGUGUUGCACAAUCAAAAGUUCCGGUUUGACAUGAACACCCCUUGUACUAACUUUGUUUCUCAUUCCAAGAUUUAUACCAGACACAAAAUAGACCAGGAUACCAGGAUGGUAUUCAGACUGAAUAACAAGCCAUGGGUAGCUACGAGACCACUUUGUCAUGACUGUGGAGAUUCCUUAAACCGUGAUCUUUUCCAUAAUGGCACAUGACACGGUGCACGCUUUGGUAUUAAUCUGUCACCUGUUUAUCAAUUUUGACGUAUUCUUGUAUCCCUGGUUCUACAGAUCAGAAAAGAAUAGAAAUAUUUGUUUGUUUGUUUUUUUUAUCAGUAACCCAUUUUAUUCUGGUAUACAGAGAUAAUGAUUAUGAUGAUGAACAGGAUCCAUGAAUAUUGAAUGAUGUUGAACCUGUGUCUGGUUAUUCCCUUUAUGAAAACUGUUAGUCAUGCAGAUUUGUUUUUAUGCAGAGAAGAGUGUCUUUGGGACAAGAUACAGUUUCUACCUGAGCUUACAGCUUAUCUUUUUCCAUUCUCACUGGGCCAAAUGUCUGUUGUUACUCAAUGACGGCAUAUUAAAGACAGAACUUGUGACUCGUGCUUGUGCUCUAUGUUUCUGACAGAACCUGUGGUCCUUAGACUACUGAGCUACAGACUCAUCUGUUUUACACCCAACUAAGAGCCUUAUAUUCUUGUUUUUUUUACUUGAUGUGUGUAGAGAUGUAAACAAAGCUUUGGGUUCCAAACCUGUGUACUGACAUUUUGAUUUCUAAAAAUUGAUUUAAUUAGUAGCCGUCUUUUUAAAGUGUAAUUUAAUUUCUUUUCCUUAGUGCAAGUGAACAUACUGAAUUUCUUCUUAGCGGAAAGACUGAUAUGGCCAUGCUUUUUUUUGUUUCUGUAAUAAUGACUAAAGAGGUUUCUUAUGUAUUUUUGUCUGUAGAAAUAGGUGUGUAAAUGUGCAACCUGUACAUUGUUGAGGUGUACAGCUAUAAUUUUAAUUUGGAGGAAAAAUUUCAGAAGAAUUUAGUUUCAAAUUUGUAUUAAAUGCAAUACAUCUUUUCAUUCAUUGUGUUUUUUUUUUUAACUUUGUUUUUUCAACUUUCCUAAUGAUUAUGCAAUAAAUUUUGUUUCAGAAA